Molecule: messenger RNA, 1523 nt
Organism: Biomphalaria glabrata
Lineage: Eukaryota; Metazoa; Mollusca; Gastropoda; Planorbidae
Product: aminopeptidase N-like
Exons: 9
Coding region: 217-1500 (427 amino acids)
Biological process (GO): proteolysis; peptide catabolic process
Cellular component (GO): cytoplasm
Molecular function (GO): zinc ion binding; peptide binding; metalloaminopeptidase activity
Source: RefSeq, a predicted model, not a curated record
AUUAAAACAUAUAUGUUUGUUUGGUAUUUUCAUUCAUUUAUGUUUAGAACUGUAUUGUAGUAGUUUAGAUUUGUAUUAAAAUUAACUUUUUUUUUUUUUUUGCAACAAGCAGAAACUAUAUAAUAACGAUCUGAGAUGAUGUCUGUGUGUCUAAAGAUUCUAAAGUUAUUGGCUGAAGUUCAUUAUCACUAAAUCUGUAUUGAUCGUCAAUACAUUAUGUCAGCGAAAAAAUCGGAAUCCACGGAUGUCUGCGACAGUCAGCUAGACUUACUAGCCAGGCCUAACGACAGGAGCAGGUGUCACAUGAGAGCCUUAGCAGGAUUUGUCUUUUUCAUUCUGGUUGCCACGGGAGCUUUUUGUGUGUGUGUUGUCAUCUAUUUCACAGGAGGCUAUAGAGAAAUGAUUAAUAGAUAUGAUCCUGAGACAGUAAGUGGAGAGAGGUCUGACUGCUUGAGACUCGCCAGUCAAGGAUAUAAAGAAUUAUGUGAGAAAUGCCCAGCUCCUAACACCUCUCUCAAAGGACUGCACAUGAAGCGGCAAGCGGAGCCUUGCCUGCCACUCAUCGACUAUUCAGCCAGUUCAACACCUUCAUUCAACAUACAACAAACACCAACAGUGACGCCAAAACUGACCAACUAUCGGAUCCCCACCUCCUUGUACCCUACCCAUUACAAUAUUGAAAUACAGACUUAUAUUGCUGGCGAUAACUCAGCAAAUUUCUUCUUCAAGGGCCAUGUCAAGAUUUGGUUGCGAUGUGACGAGCCCUCGGACAACGUCACACUUCACCUCAAUGGACUCACAGUGGACUAUUCAAGUCUAGGUUUCUACAGCAAGGACUUAGACCACAGUAGUCCGAACUACACGGAUUGGUCAGCAGAUAAGAAAAGAAACUUCUUUAUACUAAACCUUGACGACUUCACUGAGGCUGGUAAAACGUAUGUAAUAGAAAUGAGCUACACGUCGCCUUUUAGUAAGGAAUUAAACGGACUUUACCUCAGUUCAUACAAAGGAAAAAAUAAGAUCCACUAUCAGGCUGUAACUCAAUUUCAACCCACUGAUGCUAGAAAGACAUUCCCAUGUUUUGAUGAGCCUGCCAUAAAGUCGACCUUCAAUGUGACACUUGUACGACCAAGCGGUUUUACCUCAAUAUCUAACAUGCCUCUUAUUAACAAUUCUACAACAUUAGUGGAGGAGGGUGUGACUUAUGUUAAAGAUGUGUAUGCUCAGACCAAAAAAAUGUCAACCUACUUACUAGCAUUUGUUGUGUCAGACUUUUCCUAUAUUCAAACUACUACUAAGGAUGGAGUCCUGUGCAGAGCCUGGGCCAGACAAGAAGAAGUCUCCAAUACUGCGUAUGCUUUGAAUAUUACUACUCAAGGUUUAGCCUUCUUUGAAGAACUGUUUGGUGUUAGUUUUCCCCUACCUAAACUAGAUAUGAUAGCCUUACCAGACUUUGCUGCUGCUGGUAUGGAAAACUGGGGGCUUAUGACUUUCAGGUAAAACAGUGAAAACGCUAGAAUGAA